This is a messenger RNA of Brassica napus (rape), 1921 nucleotides long. Its product is annotated as putative F-box protein At3g20030. Gene Ontology annotation, molecular function: protein binding. The transcript has a single exon. The coding region runs from base 1 to 1152 and encodes 383 amino acids. The record is from RefSeq and is a predicted model, not a curated record. Lineage: Eukaryota; Viridiplantae; Streptophyta; Magnoliopsida; Brassicales; Brassicaceae.
AUGACGAUGAUUUCAGAUCUUUCGAGGGAUUUGGUAGAGGAAAUACUCUCUAAGGUUCCAAUAACCUGUCUAAGAGCGGUGCGAUCUACUUGCAAAUUGUGGAAUGUUUUAUCUAAAGAUAGGGUUUUAUGUAAAACAGACAUAACGCAUCAGUUUAUUGGAUUUAUGGUGAAGGAGUAUAGGAUUUGUUCAAUGAGAUUCAGUCUCCAUGGUGUGGGUUCAUCUAUAAAAGAGAUAGGUAAUUUAUUUAAUCAAGCUGAGAUAUGUAAUAUCAUCCACUGCGACGGUUUGUUGCUAUGCGUCACCAAGGAAGACAAGACUAGGAGCCUCGUGGUUUGGAACCCAUAUUUAGGACAAACCAGAUGGAUCCAACCCAUUAAUAAUUACCACAGAUUUGAGUCAUCAGACAAAUAUGCUUUUGGAUACGACCACAAAAACCGUAACCACAAAAUCUUGAGAGUUUUUGAUGUUAACCGGUAUGAAAUCUAUGAUUUUAGCUCUAAUUCAUGGAGGAUUCUUGAUAUCAUUCCGGAUGAUGAUAUAUGGUCUCGUCAACGAGGUGCUUCUUUAAAAGGAAAUACUUAUUUUGUGGCUAAAGAAAAAACAUUAGUAGACGAGGAUGUAGUAGGAGAGGUAGAGAUAGACGAGCCUCAUAAUUUAUUACUAUGUUUUGAUUUCACAAGAGAGGGAUUCGGACCGUUUCUACCUUUGCCGUUUCUGCACUAUAAUGAGGAUAUCGGGACUCUGUCUACUCUUAGAGACGAGAAACUCGUGGUAUUAUAUCAGCGCAUGGUUUGUCCUGAGGUAGAGAUUUGGGUGACAACCAAUAUUGAGCCGGAUGCAGUGUCAUGGACCCCCUUUUUAAACAUUGACAUGCAACCACUCGACCGUGGUUUUCAGUUUGUCCUUUGCUCUGGCGCCAGCUUCUUUAUUGACGAGGAGAUGAAAAUCGCUGUGGUUUUCUAUAUAUACCGAGCGGAGAAAAUGGCCAAGACGCGCUCUUACCAUUCAGUUUGCAUCACUGGAGAGAAUGGAUAUUUGGAUAAUUUGGAUCUUGGAGAUGCUGUGUAUCGCCAUGUUCCUAUGCGAGAAAAUCCGUAUUGCUGCCCACUUGUGUGCUCUUAUGUUCCUAGUUUAGUGCAAAUCAACUAACUAGCUUUAGUUUUAUUACUUGCUUGCAUAUCCUCCAUUCCUUUUUUUUUCAAUGUCAUUAGUUCUGUUAAAAUAGUUAUUUUCCUUUAUAUCUUCAAUUUGACCGAAUGAAUGAAAAGAAUCAACCAAAAGCUAAAGAAUACGAAACAUUACAAACAUAUGCAACAAAGUGUGCUAGACAAAGACAAUAAUGUGGUGCUGUGUGGCAGCAGCUAAAGAGCUUACCUUCUUCAUUUGCAACGUGGUGGAGUGAAAAAACCACAUUGUUUACUGUCUUAGAUAUAAUCUUUAUGCUAUAAAAGAAGAGACCACAUUCAUAAGAAAGGGACCAUCUUUGCCUUGAAUUGUUUUUAGAUUUUAAAAGAGGCUUCUCCACACGCUGGUUCUCGUUUCUUCAACUGUUACAUUCUUAUGAAAUUAUUUGCGCAUAGGUUGAAGCUAUGGUGCUUCUUUAUCAUCGGAGAAGUGAUCGCCACCAUAUCUAUUGUAGGUAUAGUGUGAUGAUUAUAUGAGAUGUCGUUGGUUAUAUUUAUCAAAAAUCUAUAUAAAAACAUACAAAACUUGUUAGAGUAAUUUAAAAAGUCAACCGACAAUAAGUAAGGUUGGCUCAUAACUCCCUUUACAGAGUUAAUCUUCAGUCCAAAGACCUAUUUAGACACUUCACCAUAUCAAGAAUCAUGAACCUCUUUCUCACCAUCAGUUGACAUUCCAUUAGACGACAUAUACCUCAUAUAUACACAUCCUCGCCUUCAGCCAUUAGCGAUGUGGG